AUAUAGAAGCGUGUAUAAAAAAACAAAGCGACGCCAAACAUGAGAGAAACAAUCUCCAUGACAAACUGGGCGCAACRAAGGAGAUGAUUGUCUUGGUGCUAAAGGCAGCAGAGUUUUGGGACGACAUCGCUUCGCUCUGCGACAGUGCCUCAWUGAAAUCKGARAAUCUUGCAAGUGUAAUGCGUUCUGCGGCGUCGAAAAUGGAGAAUACAGUGAAAAUACUAAGAAGCAGGGGCACGCAGACCUUGGUGGGAUCCUUCAAAGAUAGCUGGCARGAAWUCGAGGAAAUGAUUCGAACCAACGAUCUUGUGAUCGCAGAAGAAGACUGCCCUGCCGAGUGUAUUCUGGGKCUCCAAGGGUUUCUCGAAUUUGGGCAAAGGGGCAUGGUUACUAAUUCUGUAGACUCGAGAACCCUUACUCUUAAUACAGUCGCCAUAUUAAUGGCUUUCGUUGCAUUUUUUGGCUGUUUUUCUGUUAUCCAAGGAACUUACCUGACAAUCCAUUCAAUUGCUGUGGGUUUGGCUGUAUUUAUCGCUAAGUGUGUAGGGGGUUUGUAUUCCAUCGUAUAUUUCAUAAUAUACAUUUUUUGCUGUCUUGUUUACCUUUUGUAUGUCAUUUUGAGUUUUAUAAUCUCAUUUAAGAUUGUGAAGAUUGGUUCACUGUUAGCCAGUGUCGGAAGUGCUGUUUAUGCUUACAAACAUGGUUAUUUGGAAAAGCUAAAACAAAAACUUCAAUAAAUGAUGUAAGACACGACCCCACCCUAAUAUCACAUGCAGGGGAUUAAGGACAUACUAGUAGUAAUUUAGAUAUUUUGUUUUAUGUUGUUACCUGACAAUCCAUGAAAUUGUUGUGGAGUGUUGUGGGUUUGGCUGUAUUUAUCGCUAAGUGUGUAGGGGGUUUGUAUUCCAUCGUAUAUUUCAUAAUAUACAUUUUUUGCUAUCAGCUUGUUUACCUUUUGUAUGUCAUUUUGAGUUUUGUAAUCUCGAUUGUGAAAGUUGGUGCUCUCUUAGCCCAGUGUCGUAUAUGUCGUAAGCGCUGUUUAUGCUUACAAACAUCAUUGAUGUAAGGAACGCUGCCCCACCCUACCAUUCCAGGGGAUUAAGGACAUACUAGUAGUAAUUUAGAUAUUUUGUUAAUGUUGCAUUUCCAACCGCUUUCCAACUUCAGGCAUUGAUGUAAGACACGCUGCCCCACCCUACCAUACCAGGGGAUUAACGAGAUACUAGUAAAUAGGCAAUUUAAUUGUUCAUGUUGUAUUCUCAACUGCUGUAACGAGAGAUAAGUUAAUAUCUGAACACUCAGUUUGUACAAGACGAGCUGAAGGUCGUUGAUAAGUAGUUCGAAAAUAAAUGAUAUAAAACUUG
Molecule: messenger RNA, 1364 nt
Organism: Exaiptasia diaphana
Lineage: Eukaryota; Metazoa; Cnidaria; Anthozoa; Actiniaria; Aiptasiidae
Exons: 2
Coding region: 84-737 (217 amino acids)
Source: RefSeq, a predicted model, not a curated record